AUGGACCGCACCCGCGCGGCCCGAGCCUCUGGCAGCAGCCGCAACAGCCACCCCAGCCCGGAGCGCUACACGCUCGAGGACGGCGAGGACCCGACCUACAUCUCGCCCGACUCGGACUUGGACGACGACGACAGCGUGCCCCCCACCAAAUCCGCCAUUCAGCAGCAGCAGCAGCAGCACCUACAGCGGGAGGCUCUGCCUGCGGUGCCCGACAGUCCGUCGCGACGAAGCCCACCGCGCGCCAGCAAGCAGCAGCAAAUGAUGAACGGCGGCGGAGGCGCGAGCAGCAGCAAUAGGGACUCGUGGGGGGCUCCGCGGCCGGGGAGCUAUGCCGAGCGCACACAUGGCGCUCGUUAUCGACGGGAUCCCGCCUCGUCGACAUCGUCGCAUGCGCGCUCUGGUUCUGCCACUACGGCAUCGCACCAGCAGCCUCCGCCCUCGAGCGCGUGGCCCGCCAAGCCAGCUGUGACGACGAGGCCGCAGCAGGCGGGUGCGUCGUCGUCGUCAUCAGCGAACCGUCGCGCGCAUGGCGAGCCAGCAGCAGCAGCAGCGCCGCGCCACAAGGCCGCCUCACCGACAAAGGAGCACCCCAUCAACCGCCUCGAGUCGCCAUCCAUUGCGAAAUCCGUCCUGCAGCCGCUGGAGCUCAAGAUGAACGAGUACCAGCGCAUCAUGAACGACAUGCAGGGCCAGGUCGCGCAGCUGGACGAGGAGAUUCGCCAGCUGCAGGAGAAGCGACGGCAGACGGCGGAGCGCUUCGAGGACGCCAAGGACAAGCACGACGACUAUGAGCGUCAGCACAUGGACGUGGAGAGGGCGUUGCGCGGGGAGACUCCCUCGUUGCAGCACGCGUCGUCCUCCCAGCAGCAGCAGCAGCAGCAGCAGCAGCAGCCUAUGCUACCGGCGUAUAUGCCCGUGCACGCGCCGGCGAAUAGCUCCCAUCAUGUACCGAUGCACAGGCCCGGCACGACGGAGAGCGAGUACCAGGACGAGGGGAGGAGGCCGACGAGUGUGCCUGUGGGGGCGGGUGCCCACAACAGUCCUCGGUCGAGGAAGAUGGGGACGAGGGAUCGGAUCAAGAUGAGCUUGUUUGGGAGUGGGUAG
Messenger RNA from Emericellopsis cladophorae, 1104 nucleotides. RefSeq lists its product as uncharacterized. Lineage: Eukaryota; Fungi; Ascomycota; Sordariomycetes; Hypocreales; Bionectriaceae. The record is from RefSeq and is a predicted model, not a curated record. The transcript has a single exon. The coding region runs from base 1 to 1104 and encodes 367 amino acids.